CGUUGACAGAACACUGCUUGGCCGCGCUCCGCCAUGGGUCGGGAUAUUGCAUAAAAAGCCAUAAGGUCAGAAAUCAGAAAGAAGGGGGGUUUUUUGAUGUAAUUGUGGAUGACGAAAUUAUAGAGAUAAGAACAUCGGAAUGCAAUCGCGCAUCACACGAAAAACGUUUGCGAUAUUAGUUAUUACAGUCACUGUGUGACAUACAGAGGUGUGGAUUGCUCACACCUUUUCCCCCCUCUGUCUUAUAAACCAAAUUUGAAGUUUGUGAGUACACUAUCUUAUUUUUGAAUGAAAUAUUUAUCUAUUUUGAGCGCAUUUCACACUCAUUUACAGUUACUAUAAUUAUGGAAAAGGUCCAUAAAGAUACGCUUAUCGGUGUGAUAGAUGCCGGUACAAGAACUGUGAAGUUUUGUGUUUUUCGACCGGGACACACUAAAGAAAUAGCAGAGCAUACUGUGGAUAUAGUUACUCACACACCUCAGGAAGGUUGGUCAGAGCAAGAUCCAAAGGAAAUAUUGUCAGCAGUGAGGAAAUGUAUUGAUAAUGUCGUUCAACAGCUUGGUCUUGAAGCGAUAAACAUUAUAACACUGGGCAUUACAAACCAAAGAGAAACAACGAUACUAUGGGAUAAAACAACAGGAGAACCUCUAUAUAACGCAAUUGUAUGGAAUGACAUUAGGACCGACUCCACAGUAGAUAUAAUACUAGCCAAGGUCCCAGAUAACAAUACAAACUAUUUCAAGAAUAUUUGCGGUCUACCCAUAUCACCAUACUUCAGUGCUUUUAAAAUCAAGUGGCUUAUGCACUUUGCACCUCAGGUUAAGAAAGCUAUCAAAGCUGAAACGUGCCUUUUCGGGACUGUAGAUACAUGGAUAUUGUGGAACCUAACAGGCGGUGCGAAGGGCGGGAAACACUACACAGAUGUCACAAAUGCUUCGCGAACAUUCCUGAUGAACAUCGAGCUCCUCACUUGGGAUCCGCUACUGUUGCACACUUUCAAAAUACCUGCUAAUAUCCUACCGGAAAUUAAAAGUAGCUCGGAGAUAUAUGGAAGGGUAGCACGAGGAUUCCCUUUGGAGAACGUUCGUAUUUCAAGUAUUCUAGGUAACCAGCAGGCGUCUCUGGUGGGACAAAGGUGUCUAAAAGAAGGGCAAGCUAAGAAUACGUAUAGAAGCGGUUGUUUCUUGUUGUACAACACGGGAAUUUCUAAAGUCCAGUCAACUCACGGCUUAGUAACGACAGUGGCCUACAAAUUCGGGAGCAAACCUGCCGUCUAUGCCUUAGAAGGUAGCGUGGCCGUCGCUGGGGCAGCCAUGAAGUGGCUCAGGGACAACAUGGGCUUCAUGGGGGACAUUCAGAAAGAGACUGAAUCGUUGGCGCAAGAGGUGUUCAAUACUGGAGAUGUGUACUUUGUACCAGCGUUCAAAGGAUUGUAUGCCCCAUAUUGGAGGAAAGAUGCUAGAGGGAUCAUAUGUGGCCUAACAGCUUUUUCGACGAAACAGCACAUAAUAAGGGCUGCAUUAGAAGCUGUAUGUUUCCAGACGAGGGACAUUCUUGAAGCUAUGAACAAAGAUUGUGGUAUUCCUUUGACCAAGUUACACGUAGAUGGAAAAAUGACAGUCAACAGCCUCCUUAUGCAACUUCAGGCAGAUAUAAGUGGUAUGCCUGUUGUCAGGGCACAGUCACAAGAUAUCACAGCUUUAGGUACAGCAAUGGCUGCAGGUGCAGCUGAAGGUAUUAAAGCUUGGGAGAUAUAUUCUGAGGAAAGGGAACUUGUGCCUAGUGACACGUUUCUACCCACCUCCACUGAAAGUGGUCAUCUCGCAUAGUUUUCGAGAAAAAAAUGUUUCUUGGAGCUGGUUUCUGAAAAAUGUUCUUGCUGCAACAAGUGUUAAUAUCUAAACGAGAUGCUAGGUACACAAAGUGGAAAAUGGCAGUACAAAGAUCCUUAGGUUGGGCUUUAGCGAAAAAAUCAUCUGUCAUGACAGAGGAGAGGUACAAGUUGCUGGCCAGUAUACCAUGUGGAUUAUACGUAAUAGGAAGUUUUGGACUUAUAGCAUUAUCAGAAUACUUAUCUCCAACUAGCUAAUAUUUACCAAUAUUUGGUAUGGUUUCCUACAAAAAGUGAUAUUAUUUGCCAUAUUUAUUCAUGGGCAUUAUUUGUAGACAAAAUGUACAGUUUUAAGUUUGAAACUCUCUAACUGUAACUUUUUAACCUUUACCAAAUGUACUUAUUUUUUGUUAUGUUGAG
Acanthoscelides obtectus is the source of this 2251-nucleotide messenger RNA. The record is from the annotation of a GenBank genome assembly. NCBI's taxonomy places the organism in Eukaryota, Metazoa, Arthropoda, Insecta, Coleoptera, Chrysomelidae.